GGUGCACUCCUAGAAAGUGUGGAAGAGGUGUGACUGAUGCAGUGAUCACAAGGGAAGAAGCUGAAAGAAUCCGUAGAAUAGCAGAGAGGGGACUGUCCUUGGGAGGAUCUGAUGGAGGGGCAUCGAUUUUGGACUUGCACUCUGGAGCACUUUCACUGGGGAAGCAUUUUGUUAAUCUGUACAGGUACUUUGGGGACAAAAUUCGAGACAUCUUCACAGAAGAGGAUUUUGCAUUAUAUCGUGAUGUGAGACAGAGAAUUCAACAAAGGAUUGCUCAGGCAUUUGGUAUCAGCUCUGCUUCCAUGUACCUGACUAAGCCAACGUUCUUCUCCAGAAUAAACAACACAGAAGCCAAGACAACACAUGAUGAAUACUGGCACCCACAUGUUGACAAGGUAACUUAUGGCUCUUUUGACUAUACUUCACUGCUCUAUCUCUCUGACUACACUGAAGACUUCGGUGGUGGACGGUUUGUCUUUAUGGAUGCAGGUUCCAACAGGACAAUAGAGCCCCGAGCAGGCCGGGUUUCCUUUUUCACAUCUGGAUCGGAGAACCUUCAUCGGGUGGAAAAGGUUCACUGGGGCACUCGCUAUGCCAUCACCAUCUCCUUCACUUGUAACCCAGACCAUGGCAUUGGGGAUCCAGUCUUGAUAUAA
This is a messenger RNA of Antrostomus carolinensis (chuck-will's-widow), 656 nucleotides long. It is a transcript of the gene OGFOD3, whose product is annotated as 2-oxoglutarate and iron dependent oxygenase domain containing 3. The annotation marks the transcript as partial. Gene Ontology annotation, molecular function: L-ascorbic acid binding; oxidoreductase activity, acting on paired donors, with incorporation or reduction of molecular oxygen; iron ion binding. Gene Ontology annotation, cellular component: membrane. The transcript has 7 exons. The record is from RefSeq and is a predicted model, not a curated record. NCBI's taxonomy places the organism in Eukaryota, Metazoa, Chordata, Aves, Caprimulgiformes, Caprimulgidae.